ACGGCGCGCGGCUCUCUCCCCCUUUGGCGAUUUUCCGCCCCUUUGGGGCGAUUCACAUUUUCCGGCCGCCAUGGCCACCGGACGGCCGCCGCCCCCCUCCCAAACACUUCCUCUCUCUGAGACGAUCUCUUUGGACCCAAACUUCGCCGGAAAAGCUGCUGGGAAACGGAAGAUCGACGGUGGCGACUCCCCCUCUGCGGCGCUGUUUUUUCCGGCCACCAUAGACGCCGGCGAGACCUCCUAUGGCUUGGAAGCUCUUCCUGACGUCCAGACGGUUCCAACGCGACCAGCCUCACCGAUUUUGGACGCCGGAAUCGCCAGAUCGCUCCAGCAACCCGUCACGGCGGCUUUCGGCGGGUCAACGGCAAUUCCGGCCACCGUCGGGUCAAUUGGGGAUGGGAAUCUUGUGCAAAACCUUCCUGGACCUUCCACCAUCACUUUUGGAGCAUCAAUUGUGCAUAUUGAUCAGGAGAAACCAAACCCCCAAUUUCGGCCACCUAGGGUUUUUACGGGCAAAAAUCCUUCAAUUCGACAAGCUACAGGCAAAAUUGGGAAUGGAGACUUGGAUAUUCGAGUUCCUAACAAGAAGACGGUUCGAACGGCGUUGGUCCCGUCCGAUUCUGCUCCGGCCAAUUUUCUGGCGACGGUCGCCGGAGCUCCGCCGGCGAUGGCGGCGCCGGCCACCGGGAAAGUUCCAGAAAAUCCAGCUCCUCCUCCUGACCCCAAAAACCAUACUCCUAGCCUCGCUCAAGUGGUUUCAGCUUCCAAUCGCAUCAAAGUUCCUACGCCUGUUACGGAGCCGUUUCCUGAUCGCGAGGUGACAAUUCAUCGAGGAUUGCCCGCUGUUCGUUUCAUGCAGUCUGAGGUCAGCCAACUGGAGGUAAAAUCGGGCAAAGGUUCUCGACCUCCCACUUCGGAAGAAUUGCAAUUGCUAGAGACAUCUGACGAGCCUGAGGAGCCUGUUGACGAUCUUGAGUUUGAUGCCUCCGCCCUCCCCUUUGCUUCUACUGAUAUUGAUUUAGGGAGGAGGAGGGAGAAAACCCCUCGUACUCCUGUGGUCCGCACUCCCAUGAUUUGCACUUUGAACCGUUCGGCCAACACCAUUCCUUCGAAUAGGGAUUUUGAGCCCUAUCCUUCGUACUGUCAGGAUCCCGGUCCUUCGUACGAGGAUAUGCAUGAAGUCCGCUAUCAUUGUGAUGGUCGUAGGUACAGUGAGGACUCCGACUUUUCAGACGAGGAGGAGGAUGACGUGAUCUGGGCUGAGGAGCAGGAAGACAUAAGAUACAAGUUUGAGCCCAAGUCCAAAGUUGGAUACUAUGGGAACAAUCUUCAGCCUUUUUAGCGGGACUUAGAGGCGGCUGGGUUGUCCCCGCCGCGGAACUACCGAAAGACGCGUUCGAGAUACCGUGAUUAUGAGGAGCGGUUCUUGGGCUGAUCCACUGUCCUGCUAUCUGGUCCUUUGGCUUUGACAGUCGGCUCUACUUCAUUGU
This is a messenger RNA of Cuscuta campestris, 1490 nucleotides long. NCBI's taxonomy places the organism in Eukaryota, Viridiplantae, Streptophyta, Magnoliopsida, Solanales, Convolvulaceae. The record is from the annotation of a GenBank genome assembly.